CUGUGGGUCCCUUUCGAAGCCGGUGCAGACGAUGUCAAGGCUUACUUAGGUCUUCCACUUCCAAAGAAAAAGGUGCCUGGCGCAUGAAGUUCAAUAACGGGAGACACUGGCUCUCUUGAACGUCCUAGAUUCAUUUCUUCUUGGUAACUUUCACACGAGCGGCUUUGCUAGGGAUCUUUUUUUCGUGCGAUGAAUACGGAAGUAAAAAUCGGUAGGCGGUGCUGAUGCAGCCAAUCACCGGAGUUUCUCAAGGAUAUUUAUUCUGACGGUGUUCCCAAAAUAAAGCCCCACCUCCAUGCAGCUGCUCGCCAAAAGCGAGGUACGUCGACGAUGCUAAAGGUAUAAAAGCUGGACAGAGGACGCUCUCGUUUCUCCAGCUUCUUCUUCCACUUCAUCUUUGGCUCACCUGGUGCUGGUCGCCUUCUUUCCAACUCACUACUUUCAUUCUUCGGAUUGUCUUUGCAUUUUAUUCUAUUUUUAUUCCGAGAAUCCCACAUAAAUAAGCGUUAUCAUCAUGAAGACUUCCGUGUUUGCUCUCAUUUCACUCGUCUCGGCCGCGGCUGUUGUCGCACCCAGCUUUGCUGCUCCAGUUCCCAGUGGGGCGUCGAGUGCCGCAUCCAGUACUGUGACCACAGCGGCUGGAGACAUUGACAAUCUCAUCAACAGCAUCGUCUCCCAGGGCACAAUAUCGUCGAGCGUCGCCCAAGAGCUGACUCAGCUCGUCAACUUGACCGCCUCCGAUAUUGAGAAUAUUGUUGGUUC
This is a messenger RNA of Coniophora puteana RWD-64-598 SS2, 762 nucleotides long. RefSeq lists its product as uncharacterized. The transcript has 4 exons. Lineage: Eukaryota; Fungi; Basidiomycota; Agaricomycetes; Boletales; Coniophoraceae. The record is from RefSeq and is a predicted model, not a curated record. The annotation marks the transcript as partial.